Molecule: messenger RNA, 6486 nt
Organism: Fonsecaea nubica
Lineage: Eukaryota; Fungi; Ascomycota; Eurotiomycetes; Chaetothyriales; Herpotrichiellaceae
Exons: 10
Coding region: 1-6486 (2161 amino acids)
Molecular function (GO): protein binding
Source: RefSeq, a predicted model, not a curated record
AUGAGUGUCAGCUCAGGAGUGUCUCCUCGGAUGCAGUGGACGAAGCGCGAAUUUCGUGUAAUCAUAGUACAAGGAGUCGCAGAGGACUACAACGGACGGUAUUCUGGCAAGAGGGUGAUGUGGUUCAAUGAAUUCAUCCUCCAGCGUUUCGGGGAGGCCCAGGUGAUCCGCUUGGCAACCACCUUUGACCUCCAGGCCGGCAUCUUGUCGAUGGAGAUCCGAGACGCGGCAGUCCAGCUUCUGGACAGAGUGCAGAGGGAAAUGAACCGCACCGGGGCCCCGUCAUUGCUGCUGAUAGGGUAUGACCUUGGGGGCUUGAUCAUCAAGCAAGCCCUCUUAAUCGCCGUUAACAAUGCGAAGUACUCGUUGAUUGCCGAAAAGACGUCCCUCCUGGUGUUCAUUGGAACUCCUCAUAGAGCGACCGACUUCGAGUCCUGGGAGAGUAUAGCCAUCAAGCUCAUGCUGCGGAGCAGCCACGUCGGCGCCUGCUCGUUUUCCAAAGUCCUGGCGCAAUCAGCCGAGACGCUGAUGGAAGUGAACAAAAACUUUCAGCAUGUGGCCAGGAUGUUCAGUAUCAUGAGUUUUUACGCGGAAACCAGCAAUACAUCAUCCCAAAAGUUGUUGGCGUUCUCCAAGGACACGUCAACAAUUGGACUCUUUGGGGAAACUACUGAGCCAAUAGACUGCCAUCUCCCUGUCCGUGACGGUCUCAAAAAGGAUGAGGUGGUGGUUGUGGUGGAGGAAGAGGAGGAGGAAAAGAGGACUGAAUUUAUCGAUUCAAUCGCCGAAGUAGUGACCAGGACGAAAGCAAUCGAAGAGCUGUAUUUGAGCUGCUUCAGGACCUUGUCGAUGGUUGACUGUGAGCACGCGUCUACCGGUAUCCCAAAAUUUGCGCCCACGCCCGACGCGUUCGACUGGCUUCUCGGCCAUGAUGGGUACCAGAAGUGGAGAGGUGGUUCACGUCGCCUUUUGUGGCUGCAUGGGCGAGCCGAGUCGACCGUCGCGUCGCUGGGCUUCGUGGAAAAGAUGGCGAGAGAGAUCUUUCUGGAUGCCAACGUGAUCAAAUUCUCCUUCGAUGCCCGCGACGACCGCUAUCGAUCCACGUACAGAAUGUUCGCUUCUCUCAGCCACCAGCUGCUGAGUCUUGAACCACCCCUCUUCAACCAUGUCAGACCACUCUACGAGAAGAUUAGCCAUGAGAUGCCGUGGAGGAUGGAUCGUCUUUGGGCAUUCUUCCGCUCGCUGCUCUCCUGCGCUCACAAGGACCACCGCGUCACAUGUUGCUUCAUCAGCAUGAUAGACGAAGCCGAUCCGACUCGCAACCAGUUCCUUUACAGUCUCCUCCGGCUAGCAAACUCCGAUACGUCAACAGGCACUUUCCGACUCGCGAUUACGAGCUACGGGCCUCCCAAUGCCAGCUUAAAGCUCACCACGGACGCGAUCCAUGUUGACCAGACGAGAGACGAAGACUCUCAUGACAAGAGAAGAGAGAUAGAAAAGAUUAUUGACCGCCAGGUACUGUCAUUGUUUCGAGCCAGGCCGGAGCUCGCCAUAUUUGAUGACAUUAUAAGGGGAAAAUUGCGGACCUCCGGAGACAUGUUCACCAUCUCUCUCACCACAGCGUUGCUGCACGCACGCCAGCCGCAAUCAACGUACGAAGAGAUGGAAACAGAGCUAGGCGCUCUCCCUUGCACCACAUUCGGGUUGUAUCAUCACUUUCUCGAUCGGAUACCCUCAGAACGACGGCUCUGGUCAAAAAAGGUCCUGUCUUGGAUAAUCCAUGCUGCGAGGCCCUUGAAGCUUCGCGAGCUUGCCAUCGCGCUAGCUCUUCAAGACGACGUCUCAUCCAUCUCGGAUCUACAGAAUAGGGUGCCGCUGGACGUUGCACUAGAUCUCCGCCUGGUAUUUGGCAAUUUGGUCAAUAUUGAGAAUGACGACGUGUUGUUUGUCCAUCGCGGCUUUCGGGACUUCCUCCUCCAAGAUCGACCUGGCCCUCAAGCAAGCACGUGGUUCUUCUAUUUCGACGACCAUGCAGUUUUUGCCGAGUCUUGUCUCCACUAUCUCACCCUGGUGGCAGGUCAAAGGCGUCAGGUGAAUUCGCAAAGCGACCGAGAUGAUGGCGACAGCCUUCCAAAAGGAGUGGAGUACGAUUUCCUGACUUAUGCCGUCCGGUAUUGGCCGAAGCAUUACCACUUGGCGAGCCAUGACAUCUAUCCUGGUCUGCAUGACAGGGCAUGCAAAUUCUUGGAGGACCCUGGGUCGAUCCAGGUGUGGUCGUGGUUGCGUUGGACCCUUGGAAACCUGCUGGAAAGACCACAAAUGUCGUUCAAGAACCCGCUCCCACUCGCGGUUCGGCUUGGAUGCAGUGAUAUAAUACGGACGCUGCUGAAGAGCCCAGAUUUGGAUCGCGAAGACUUGCGCACGGCACUUGAGGUGGCGAUCGAGGAUGGAAACGAGGAAAUCAUCGACGAACUCCGGGCUGCCGGCGCCCAGUCUCCAAGGGGGUUACACAAAGCGGCCUUGUAUGGAAGAUAUCGGGUAAUGCGCCAAAUAUUGAAGAACAGCCCGAAAGCCGAGAAUGUCUCACGGGGUUCAACACCAUUGCACCUCGCGUCGACCUCUGGCUACCGGAAAUUGGUGAGACGUCUACUCGAGGCGGAAUUCAACCCAAACACACCGGAUGAGCUGGGAAUGACGCCCCUUCAUCUCGCCAGCCAGUUUGGCCACGUUGGCGUCCUCAAGGAGCUUCUUGGGAGGCGGUCAAACUUUCGAAACAACACGGACACGGGUAUUGACGAGGAUGCAGAUGCACUCACGGAGACCGACUCUGUCAGCACGGUGGCUGAGCGGUCUUCGGACGCGGACGUCGAGGCAGAUACCACCACAGCGGCGGAUGUGAAAACCAACGCCAGGGCGGAUAUCAUUGCAGACAUCAAUUGCUUUGACGACGGCCAGUGGACGCCUCUUCACAUGGCCAUCGGAUGGCAGCAGCCAGGUGCGGUCAGAACACUUCUCGGCUCGGAUGCCAACAUUAACAUUCAGGGUGCCUUUGGAUAUACAGCGCUGCACGUUGCCGCCAAAUCGGGCCGCGAGGACAUUAUGGGCUUCUUAUUGAAUCACUACGAGGCACCUCCGGGGAGCGCCAGCGGCUCAACAGCUCUCCGACUUGCAAUGGAGGCCCAGGACAGCAAAGAUGGGUACACACCGUUGCACAUCGCGGCAUGUGAGGGACACAUGGGAGUGGUGCGGCGACUUCUCGGUAAGUUAGUAGCCAGCCACGACGCCCAAGUCAUGAACAUCCUGGAUCAUUCCGGUAACAUGGCUCUUCAUCUUGCGUCGAAGAAUGGCCAUGCCGCGGUGGUAGAAGCACUCAUCGAACUGAGUGCGAAGAGUGCAAAAGAGACGGGUGGUUCGGCUACUGGCACCUCAAAACCCAGUUCCAAAGCGUCGAACCCGCGCAAGCAUGCUCACGGUUCUAGCCUUCUCAUUGGCAACCACCGGUCGCAGGCUCCGAUUCAUUUGGCCGUUCUCAAUGGCGAUGCGUCUCUGGUCGCGAAGUUGUGUGUGGAGCAUCGACGGCAAGGGGCGUCGCUCGACCUCUUUGAUCGCGAGACACAAAGCCCUCUCCAUCUGGCAUCCCGGCACGGUCUCUCCGAUAUUGUGGGCAUCCUCCUCGAGCAUGGCGCACAGGCUGAUAUCGCAGACGAGAAUGCCGAGACUCCUCUCGCGCUUGGGUGCGCGGAGGGCCACCUCGAGACUGUGAAGAAGCUGCUCACCAAGGGCGCAGACCUGAUGUGCGCCAACUCACAAGGCCGCUUCCCGCUACAUAAAGCCGCGGUGGCCAACGCGGUCGAAGUAGCCCAGGAGCUUCUCCGUGCUGCCAGGAAGCUCGCCAGCGGCCGUGAGUACGUGAACUUGAGAGACAAUGACGGGAGCACCCCACUCCACCUCGCGGCCGAGGCGGGCAACGUCCCAAUGAUGGAAGUGCUCCUCAAUGAAAAGGCAGACGUCGAAGCCGUGGAUGGCGACGGCCACAACGUCCUGGACCUCGCUUCUGAGCGUGGCCACAUGGAGAUGGUGACGUUUCUGAUCCAAAAAAUCGUCGGAGGUAUCAGGGGCGUCGAUGGGGAGAGCUCUCUUUCCCUCUCGGGCGUCUUGAAAUUCAUCAAUGCGCUGCCGGACGAUCGAGCCGCGAUUGUAGAUCGCCAAAGCACCCAAGUACCCGCGUCUCAGGAACAUUCGCACGCGAUCCUGCUGGCUAUGAUGAGUGUCCCUGAUCGCUGGAAUACCAAACAGUACGGGUCGAUCCUGCGUCUCGCAGCCCAGAAGGGGAUCCUGGAUGUCGUCGUUCGCAUCCUCCACCUCGUCAAAGAGUUAGACCCCAAUGAUGUGGACGACGAGCAAAGGACAGCACUUCUCCUCGCGGCUCGCAACGGGCACUCUCAAGUGGUUGACGAACUGUUGAAGGUUCCGAAUAUUGAUCGCGAUCGCGAAGACGAAGAUGGACGCUCGGCCAUCUCGUAUGCCGCCGAGCUGGGCCAUCUAGACAUUUUGAAGAGUCUCGCCUCCGGGCGCCCAUCCGCCAUGGACAUGGACACUUACAAGGACCUUCUGGGAAAUGCGGCCGCGAUGGGCCAUAUUGACCUUGUCACUUUCUUCUUGGACAGUAUUCCAGUUCCUUCACCUGACAACGCGUCUGUAUCGCCUCUAGAUCACGCCCUGGGAAGGGCCGCAUUAGGGGAGCAGAAUCAGAUUGUCUCGCUACUGGUGACUCGAGGGGCGGACGUCAAUGCUACCAACAGCGUGGGAUCCACGCCCUUGCACUUGGCCGCGGAGCUGGGUAAUAUCGAACUCUGCCGAAUCCUCCUGGACUCAGGCAAGAUCUCGGACCUGGACGUCCGAAACUCGGAGGGGCAAACUGCUGUAUUCAUUGCCGCGUGGCACGCCAGGCCUGACGUCCUAAGCUUGCUCUUUGGAGCCAAUGCGGACAUCGAAGUUCCGGAAGUAGAGGGCUGGAGACCGUUACAUGCGGCGUACGACUCUGUGCCUGUGACGAGACUCCUCCUGGAGUACGGCGCUAUUGUUGAUUCGACUACGCAGAAGAAGGAGACGCCCCUUUUUGUCGCGAUCGACCGCGGCUACGAAGAUGUAUCAAAGGAGCUCCUGGGCUACGGGGCGGACCCCCUCGCGGCAACGGACGCCGGGCGGACACCACUACACGAGGCAGCUGUGGCAAGUGACGACAUAUUCCAACUUGUGCUAAAGCACACGGACAUGUUGAACAAGUCGGCCGACCCGAGGGAUGCGCAAAACCGAAGCCCCCUCUCUAUUGCAGCGGGUGGAGGUCGCGUGGACGUCGUCAAGGCUUUAUCGCAGAGACAAGAUGUCGAUAUCAACCAGAAGGAUGCCGAGGGACAUACCCCUCUCUGGUUUGCGGUCGCGCGAGGACUCGAUGAGGUGGCUGAGGUCCUCCUCAAGAGUCCGCAGUUUAAUUUGACGACAUCAGCCGAAGCGCCCGAAGGCCUGCUUCGCCUGGCCACCAAGCACCGAAGCCAGCUGACUCUACAGCUGUUGCUGGACAAGGACAUCCAUGUCAAUUGUGGGAGCGAUGUCUUGUUCGAGCUGGCGAUGGAGACUGAAAAUACUCGCCUCAUCGACCUUGCCUUGGAGAAGGCCCACGAUGAAACGAAGCGGGAUCGACACGGAUGGUCACUCGAGUGGAUGAAACAUGUCACGGUCCCCCCAGGAGACCAACGACGAAGUCCACCCGCCAACCAGAAACCAGGGUUUCUUCCCCCUAGUUGUUGGAGCGAGCCGGAUACGACGGGACUGCUGAGCGUGACGGACGGACUGACGGUGUUUUACGAAUCUCAGCACCGACGACGCAUGGAUUUCUACUCCUAUUCAAGGGGAUAUAGCCGUCGACUCAUGAGGGACCAGGCCGCCGCGGUUCGCGCGGACCACCCCAUUCCACCAGUCGGCAAGUUCACCUUUGAGAUCAAGAUCCUGGACACGGGACAGACCAGGAUCAUCGCGAUCGGCUUUGGCCACCAGGAUGCCCCCCCUGAGGGGAGAAUGCUCGGGUGGGAUCCGUCCUCCUGGGGCUACCAUAGCGAUGACGGGAAAAAGUUUCAUGGCGCAGGCAGAGGCCUCAAGUACGCCGAGACAUAUGGCCAGGGCGACGUGAUCGGGUGCCAGAUCGACCAGACUAAGGGCACGGCCUCGUUCACGAAAAACGGCGUGGAUUUGGGGGUUGCAUUCGAAGGUAUCAUGGGUCGACUGUACCCCAUGGUGGCGAUGUCAAGCCCAGGGGCACGCACCGUCGCCCGGUUCUCGUGGGCCGACAGCGACAGACGCCACAGCCAAGAGAGCCUGGAGCAAGUGGGCACCUAUCCAGAGGAUCGAGAUGAUUCAAUCCCGGGGGACGGUGAAUACGAGGAUGAAUACGAGGCGGAAGACGACGACUCUGAGGAGGGCUUGUGGUGA